UUUCACAUCACUACGAGAGUGCUUUCACCAUCACUCAACACAAACCUCUCCUCUCACCGCUCAAAAUCUCUUUCAACGUGUUCUUAAAUUCCUCCACCGAAACCCAAAAUCUCUUUCAAUGCGUUCUUAAAUUCCUCCACCGAAACCCUAAACCUAAAACCCUUUCAAUUUCCCCCUAAUCGAAUCGAUCUUCCCAUCGAAAACCCUAAUUCCUUGAUCAUUCUCGACCAUGGACAUUGAACAGAGACAAUCGGAACUCAUCGAUCAAUUCGUCAAGCAGGCCUCUGCUGCUUCCAACACUUCCGCUAUCUCUUCCGUCAUUGUCGAUGCUACUUCUCACCCUUUGCUCUUCGCUUUCUCUGAGAUUCUCGCUCUCCCCAAUGUUCUUCAGCUUGAAGCAACUGAUGAAAAAUUCUACCUUGAUCUGCUUCGCCUGUUUGCACAUGGAAUAUGGAGUGACUACAAGAGUAAUGCUGAUCGCCUUCCACAAUUGGUACCUGAUCAGAUCCUCAAGCUUAAGCAACUUACAGUUCUGACACUCGCUGAGACCUACAAGGUACUACCCUAUGACCAAUUGAUGCAGGAGCUAGAUGUGACAAAUGUUCGCGAGCUUGAAGAUUUUCUGAUUAAUGAGUGCAUGUAUGCGGGAAUAGUAAGAGGGAAGCUGGAUCAGUUGCGACGAUGCUUUGAGGUCCAAUUUGCAGCAGGUAGGGACUUGAGGCCUGGUCAAUUGGGGAACAUGAUACAGACACUCUCCGACUGGUUAUCUACAUCAGAAAAUAUGCUUGUUUCAAUUCAAGACAAGAUAAAAUGGGCUGACUCAAUGAGUGAAGUUGACAAGAAGCACCGGAAGGAGGUGGAAGAGAAGGUUGAUGAAGUGAAGAAGUCCAUCUUCAAGAAGUUACACACUGUAAGCAGGCCGACAUCGACUUCCGAGGGCAUGAGGAGAUCUGCGCUGAAUCUGGUGGAGUGAUGGAUUAUGAAGAAGAUCGAAGCCGACCAAAGAGGAGGCGGCAUCCGAUAUCUUGAGGAUUGUAGUAGAUAAAGUAGCUCAAUGAAUUGGGUGUUUUAGUUGCUUGCCUGACUUUUAUUCAUGGCAUGCGUCAAUUGAGAAUAUCAGCUUUUGGAGACAAGUAAAACUCAUCCAUAUUGCACUUGUCUAGCACCACAAAGCGAGUUAGGAACAAGGAACAAAAAGGAACACUUUUUUUAUUUCUGAGGCCGUAUUUUGGAAAUUGAUAGUAUUUCCGGAACCAUUGUUAAUACUAUAUACUGUGUUGGUUAGAACAAGCUGAGUUGGUGGUGCGGCUUUUAUUUUAGGUUGCUAAAUGCUACAGUUUCUUCUUCUUUUCUAUGCUUCAUUUAUACCGCCUCAAUUGCAUUGCUAUAUAUAUAUAUA
Molecule: messenger RNA, 1399 nt
Organism: Medicago truncatula (barrel medic)
Lineage: Eukaryota; Viridiplantae; Streptophyta; Magnoliopsida; Fabales; Fabaceae
Product: COP9 signalosome complex subunit 7
Exons: 9
Coding region: 230-973 (247 amino acids)
Cellular component (GO): COP9 signalosome
Source: RefSeq, a predicted model, not a curated record